Anopheles maculipalpis is the source of this 3075-nucleotide messenger RNA. RefSeq names its product vacuolar protein sorting-associated protein 18 homolog (gene dor). The record is from RefSeq and is a predicted model, not a curated record. Gene Ontology annotation, cellular component: HOPS complex; endosome. Lineage: Eukaryota; Metazoa; Arthropoda; Insecta; Diptera; Culicidae. The coding region runs from base 1 to 3075 and encodes 1024 amino acids. Gene Ontology annotation, biological process: organelle fusion; intracellular protein transport; lysosome organization. The transcript is spliced from 3 exons. Gene Ontology annotation, molecular function: protein-macromolecule adaptor activity.
AUGGCUUCCAUGUUCGAUCAGUACUCGAGCGACCUGAUAAGGGAAAGCUCCACCGAUUCGAAUGUGGGAGUUGGACCGCAAACGUCCGGUUAUGUGAGCGUCCGGACACGGAAGGAGGUACCCAUAUUUACGAAGCAAAAGAUGAACCUGAACCUACCGUCCGGCAUCCUGUUUCUGUCCGUGCAGAACGAUUGGCUGAUGAUGCUGAUGACCAACUUGACCGUGCUGCGCAUGAACCUAAAGCAGCCGGACAAGUUUACCGAGGUUCCGAUCGACAAAACCAUUGGUGGGUUGCGGCCUUCCAGCAUAUAUCUCGAUCCGCUCGGUACGCAUCUGUUUCUGACCUUUUUGCCGAAGUCGCCCGGCUUUACGCCGGAACUACUGUACCUGCAGCGUACCAGCUUCAAGCCGAAAUUUGUCACCAAGCUUAAGGAUCAGGAAAUUACCGCGAUUGGGUUCAACCACGUAAACGCGUCGGAAACGAGUACCGGUCCGAUACUGCUCGGUACCGCGCACGGCGUCAUUUGGGAGGCAGAGCUAGGGAUGGAGAGUGGCGAUAAGCUGGUGCAGAACAACGUCCGGCAUGCGUUCGACAUUGGCAAGGGUGAGCCGCGCCCAAUAACCGGGCUCGAGUUUUAUCUCAAAACAGAGCAAAAGCAACUGCACUGCAUCGUGCUCGUCCUGACGGUGGACCGGUUGUACAAGUUCCAUCACACGAUACGAUCCAUGGGCAAUGGUUCGUUGGCCGGUUCAGUACUGACCGCCGCCCAGGAGCUGAAGCUUGGUGGCUACCUUCAGAAGGUGUUCAGCCCGUACCAAAACGUGGACGACCAGCUGCGCGAUUUUGAGGAGUUGUCGGCGAGUGGUGGCAAGAGCACAGUGACUUCCGGCAACUGGCCGAAGCUGGUGUUUAACUACGAGGAAGAUUUUCCGAAAAGCUUCGGCUGUCUGACCGAGCACGGUAUCAACUAUCAGGAGAUCGAUCCGGCCAUCAAUCAGCCACAGUUUGUGGUACAGAAGGAGCUGAUCACGUACCCGGAACCGCGCUUCGUACCACCGGCAACCAACUCGCACAAGGUGGCACCGAAGACAAAUACGCCACUGUCGUUCAUACUGACGGAUUUCCAUGCGUUGCUGCUAUAUCCGGACCACGUUAGCGCAAUCUCGCUGCUAGACUACCAGGUCGUGUACGAGGAGUACUUUGUGGAACAGUACGGUCGAUUGCUAAACAUCGUCAAGGACGUACGUUCGAACGUAACGUUCGUGUACAGUAACAAGCUUAUUUUUCGAUACAAGAUUGUAAACGAGCAGCGAAACGCGUGGAAAUUGUACGCGGACCGACAGAAGUUUGAUCUUGCCCUGCAGUACUGCAACAAAAAUCCCGCCCACCGCGACAUCGUGCUCGUGAAGCAAGCACAAUCGUACUUUUACGCCAGCGACUAUUUGCAAGCGGCCGCCAUCUUUUCCGAAACGCAACUCAGCUUCGAGGAGGUGUGCCUCAAGUUUCUGCAGAAGAACUGUAACCGGGCGCUGCUGCUUUACCUGCGUAAUCGGCUGGCGCAGCUGAAACCGCACGAGAAAACGCAAAUUACGAUGCUGAUCGUGUGGAUCGUGCAGCUAUUUCUGGUGGAACUGUCGCACCAGCGGACCGGUGGUGGUGAUAAAGCGAACCGCGAACUGCAGAAACAGUUCGAAGCGUUCAUGGCCAGCCGGCCGGUGAUGGCGUGCGUGCGGCGCAAUCGUACCGCCAUCUACGAUCUGAUGGCAUCGUACGGCGAUACGCACAAUCUGACGGCGCUGACCACGAUCAAUCAGGACUACGAGUCGGUCAUCCAGCAGUACGUUAAUCAGGGCCGGUACGAGGAUGCGCUCGCGGUGCUGAGUGCACAGAAUCGUCCCGAGCUCGUCUACCAAUACGCACCGAUUGCGAUGGAACUGUUACCAUCCGCAACGGUUAGCAUGCUGAUCGGGCAGGGCCAUCGGCUCGAUCCGGUACGGCUGAUGCCGGCCCUGCUCUGUAUCGAUACGGUGCAGCAUGCGCACGAAACGGCACGCUACCUGGAGUACUGUAUCCAUUCGCGGGGUUGCGUCGAACCGGCCCUGCACAACUAUCUCAUCCAGCUGUACGGCGUUUACUUUCCGGACGAGUUGCUAACGUUCCUGGAGUCGCAGGGUCGCGAUACAACCAUGGUACACUACGAUCCACAUUACGCCUUGCGUACCACCCUGCGGCACGAUAUCCGGCCGGCGAGUGUGUUUCUGCACUGUUUGUUAGAAAUGUGGGUGCCGGCAGUACGGCUGGCCCUUACGUUGCACGAUCCGGAGGAGGCUCGACAACUGGCCCGUCAAACGGCCGCCCAACCGACCGACAGGGUGCUACGCAAACGACUCUGGCUGUUGAUCGCAGAGCACGAGAUACGGGGCACUCGUGAUGAGGAGGUGCAGCGAGCCCUCGGCAUACUGCAGGAGUGUGAUCAGCUGCGCAUCGAGGAUCUGUUGCCGUACUUUUCCGAUUUUCAGCGCAUCGACCACUUUAAAGAAGCGAUCUGCCGAUCUUUGAAGGAGUACAACGUGAAGAUACAAGAGCAACGUCGUGAUAUGGAGGAGUCGGCCAAAUCGGCCAACCGUGUGCGUCAAGAGCUGCAAACGUUCCGCAGCCGUUCGGUGACGGUUAGCGCCCAGGAACAGUGUGCCGUAUGCAGCGUCUAUCUGAUGUUGAAACCCUUCUUCGUAUUUCACUGUGGGCACAAAUUUCAUGCCGACUGUCUCGAACGUCAGGUGUUGCCGUAUUUAAGCCCUACAAUGUCGGCACGGUUAACAAUGCUGAAGCAAACACUUGCAGCCACCCAGCAAGUGGUAGACAGUGGAACGUCAGGAGUAGUCGGCGGCCCAGCAGCUGCAUCCUCUGCCGCACCGGACACUGUCGUACAGACCGUUUCGCAUAAGGAAAAGCUCAAGAGCGAAAUCGAAGCCAUCAUCUCGUCAGAGUGUCUAUACUGUGGACAUCUGAUGAUAAAUACGCUUGACAAACCGUUCGUCGAAAACUGGCAGCAAGCUGAUAGUGAAUGGGAUUAG